This is a messenger RNA of Cricetulus griseus (Chinese hamster), 2998 nucleotides long. The record is from RefSeq and is a predicted model, not a curated record. Lineage: Eukaryota; Metazoa; Chordata; Mammalia; Rodentia; Cricetidae.
CAGUUCACAGCGCAGUGCUCAGGGCGACGUGGCGGGCGGGAGUACGGAAGCCGCUGGGAGAAGCUGCUCUUACCGCUGCUCUGAGCAUCUCCCUGCUGCGUGGACUUUCCCCUGGCACCAUGUUGAAGAAAUUCGACAAGAAGGACGAGGAGUCGGGUGGAGGCUCCAACCCCCUUCAGCAUCUGGAGAAGAGCGCUGUACUCCAAGAGGCUCGGGUCUUUAACGAAACUCCCAUCAACCCUCGGAAAUGUGCCCACAUCCUCACCAAGAUCCUUUAUCUCAUAAAUCAGGGGGAGCACCUAGGGACCACAGAAGCAACCGAGGCUUUCUUUGCCAUGACCAAACUCUUUCAGUCCAAUGAUCCCACACUGCGCCGCAUGUGCUACUUGACCAUCAAGGAGAUGUCUUCCAUCGCAGAGGAUGUCAUCAUUGUGACCAGCAGUCUGACAAAAGACAUGACUGGAAAAGAAGAUAAUUACCGUGGUCCUGCUGUGCGAGCCCUCUGCCAGAUCACUGAUAGCACCAUGCUGCAGGCUGUUGAGCGCUACAUGAAACAAGCGAUUGUGGACAAGGUACCCAGUGUCUCCAGCUCUGCCCUCGUAUCUUCCCUGCAUCUGCUGAAAUGCAGCUUUGAUGUGGUCAAGCGAUGGGUGAACGAGGCCCAGGAGGCGGCGUCCAGUGAUAACAUCAUGGUACAGUACCACGCACUAGGACUUCUGUACCAUGUACGGAAGAAUGACCGUCUGGCCGUGAGUAAGAUGAUCAGUAAGUUCACCCGUCAUGGCCUGAAGUCCCCCUUUGCCUACUGCAUGAUGAUCCGAGUGGCUAGCAAGCAACUGGAGGAAGAAGAUGGCAGCCGUGACAGCCCACUGUUCGACUUCAUCGAGAGCUGCCUGCGUAACAAGCAUGAGAUGGUGGUGUAUGAAGCUGCCUCAGCCAUUGUCAACCUGCCAGGCUGCAGCGCCAAAGAGCUGGCCCCCGCCGUGUCAGUGCUCCAGCUUUUCUGUAGCUCACCCAAGGCUGCUCUUCGCUAUGCUGCUGUCCGAACCCUCAAUAAGGUGGCCAUGAAGCACCCGUCCGCGGUGACUGCCUGCAAUCUGGAUCUGGAAAACCUGGUCACAGACUCGAACCGUAGCAUCGCCACAUUGGCCAUCACCACCCUCCUCAAGACAGGGAGUGAGAGCAGCAUUGACCGCCUUAUGAAGCAGAUUUCUUCCUUCAUGUCAGAGAUCUCAGAUGAGUUUAAGGUGGUGGUUGUCCAGGCCAUCAGUGCCCUGUGCCAGAAAUAUCCUCGGAAACAUGCCGUACUCAUGAACUUCCUGUUCACCAUGCUAAGGGAAGAGGGUGGCUUUGAGUACAAGCGCGCCAUAGUGGACUGCAUCAUCAGCAUCAUUGAGGAGAACUCAGAGAGCAAGGAGACGGGACUGUCACACCUGUGUGAGUUCAUUGAGGACUGCGAGUUCACUGUGCUGGCUACCCGGAUCCUGCAUUUGUUGGGCCAGGAGGGGCCCAAGACCAACAACCCCUCCAAGUACAUUCGCUUCAUCUACAACCGUGUGGUCCUGGAGCAUGAAGAGGUUCGGGCAGGUGCAGUGAGUGCUCUGGCCAAGUUUGGAGCCCAGAAUGAAGAGAUGUUACCUAGCAUCUUGGUAUUGCUGAAAAGGUGUGUGAUGGAUGACGACAAUGAAGUGAGAGAUAGAGCUACCUUCUAUCUGAACGUUCUGGAGCAGAAGCAGAAGGCCCUCAAUGCAGGUUAUAUACUAAAUGGUCUGACCGUGUCUAUCCCUGGUCUGGAAAGAGCCCUGCAGCAGUAUACACUGGAACCAUCAGAAAAGCCAUUUGACCUCAAGUCUGUGCCUCUGGCCACCACCCCUGUGGCAGAACAGAGACCAGAAAGCACCGCCACCGCAACAGUCAAACAGCCAGAGAAAGUGGCCGCCACUCGACAGGAGAUCUUCCAGGAGCAGUUAGCAGCGGUGCCUGAGUUCCAGGGGCUAGGGCCCCUCUUCAAGUCCUCACCUGAGCCAGUGGCCCUCACUGAGUCAGAGACUGAGUAUGUCAUCCGAUGCACCAAACACACCUUCUCUGACCACUUGGUGUUUCAGUUUGACUGCACAAACACCCUCAAUGACCAGACCCUGGAGAAUGUCACAGUGCAGAUGGAGCCCACUGAGGCAUAUGAAGUGCUCUCCUAUGUACCUGCCCGGAGCUUGCCCUACAACCAGCCUGGGACCUGUUACACGUUGGUGGCUCUGCCCAAGGAAGAUCCUACAACUGUGGCAUGCACAUUCAGCUGUGUGAUGAAGUUCACCGUUAAGGACUGUGACCCAAACACUGGAGAGAUUGAUGAAGAAGGCUAUGAGGAUGAAUAUGUGCUGGAGGAUCUAGAAGUUACUGUGGCUGAUCACAUCCAGAAAGUCAUGAAAGUGAACUUUGAAGCAGCCUGGGAUGAGGUGGGGGAUGAGUUUGAGAAGGAGGAAACAUUUACCCUGUCUACCAUCAAGACACUUGAAGAGGCUGUGGGCAAUAUUGUGAAGUUCUUGGGAAUGCAUCCUUGUGAGAGGUCAGACAAAGUGCCAGAAAACAAGAAUACUCACACGCUGCUGCUAGCUGGUGUGUUCCGGGGUGGUCAUGACAUCCUUGUGCGCGCCCGACUUCUGCUUUUGGACACAGUGACCAUGCAGGUGACAGCAAGAAGCUCAGAGGAACUGCCAGUAGACAUCAUCUUGGCAUCAGUGGGCUGAGGGCUGGCCUAAGCAGGCCCUACUCCUGCCUUUUUUCAACACUACGUUGAAGUAGCUUCAUCCCCAUGAAGCCAGUGGAAACCCUUCCCCACACCUCUGUAUUCAGAAACAAUCACGAAUCAAUACAGAUUUUUUUUUUUAAUUCCAUCCUAUCACCCAGGAAUGCUAGGGUAGAUUUUGUUUUCCACCUUGCCUGCAAGAAGCCAUCACAAAUGAAUAAAAUGUUCAGAUUUUCUUGCAUAUUUAUCCCCAAA